This is a messenger RNA of Fukomys damarensis (Damara mole-rat), 753 nucleotides long. RefSeq names its product caspase 14 (gene Casp14). The record is from RefSeq and is a predicted model, not a curated record. Bases 25 to 753 code for a protein of 242 amino acids. Gene Ontology annotation, biological process: proteolysis. Gene Ontology annotation, cellular component: cytoplasm. The transcript is spliced from 6 exons. Lineage: Eukaryota; Metazoa; Chordata; Mammalia; Rodentia; Bathyergidae.
GCUGAACACAGAAUCAAAGCAGAAAUGAGUGAUCCUCAGCCUUUGGAGGAGGAGAAGUAUGAUAUGUCAGGCGCCCGCCUGGCCCUGACGCUAUGUGUUACCAAAGCCCGGGAAGGCUCCGAGGUAGACCUGGAAGCCCUGGAAGGCAUGUUCCAGUACCUGGGGUUCAAGAGCAUCAUGAAAAGAGAUCCCACCGCUCAGCAAUUCCAAGAAGAGAUGAAAAAGUUCCAGCAGGUCAUAGAUGGCUGGGAAGAGCCUGUCAGCUGUGCCUUUGUGGUGCUCAUGGCCCAUGGGGACGAAGGCCUCCUCGAGGGAGAAGAUGGGGAGAUGGUCAGGCUGGAUGACCUGUUCCAGGUCCUGAACAACAGGAAUUGCCAGGCCCUGAGAGCCAAGCCUAAAGUGUUCAUUGUGCAGGCCUGUCGAGGAGAACACAGGGACCUCGGCGAAACGGUAGGUGGAGAUGAGGUCGUGAUGAUCGCCGACGACAGCCCUCAAACCAUCCCAACUUACACCGACACCCUCCACGUCUACUCCACAGUAGAGGGGUACAUUGCCUACAGGCAUGACGAGGAAGGCUCCUGCUUCAUUCAGACGCUGGUGAAAGUGUUCAAAGACAGAAAAGGAUCCAUCCUGGAACUUCUGACGGAGGUGACCCGGCGUAUGGCAAAUAAAGAGCUGCUUCAAGAAGGACGAAUGAGGAAAGUGAACCCUGAAAUUGCAAGCACUCUCCGGAAACGGCUCUAUCUGCAGUAA